UGCCCGGACGCGCCCGAGCGCUACUGCGCGCCCGCCGGGCUGUCAGCGCUCGCGCUCGUGGGCCUGGGCGUGGGCGCGGUCAAGGCCAACAUCACGCCCUUCGGCGCGGACCAGGUUAAAGAUCGAGGUCCAGAGGCCACGAGGAGGUUUUUCAACUGGUUUUACUGGAGCAUCAACCUGGGAGCCAUCGUCUCGCUGGGCGGCAUCGCCUACAUCCAGCAGAACGUGAGCUUCGUCACCGGCUACAUCAUCCCCACCGUCUGCAUCGGCGUGGCGUUCGUGGUCUUCCUCUGCGGCCAGACCUCCUUCGUCAGCAGGCCCCCCGACGGCAGCGCCUUCACCGACGUGGCCAAGGUCCUGGCGUACUCGUGCCGCCUGCAGCGGUGGCCCAGGGCCCGGCGGCCCAGCGGCCUCGUGGAAGAAUGGUGGUGGCUGCCGUCACACUCUGACCGGAAGGUCCUGGGCAGCUGUCUCAGUACCUCCGGCCGCGUUCAGGAGCCUCGGGGGCUGUGUUUGAUGUCUCGAGGAGGGCCCUUCCCGGAAGACAAAGUGGAAGACAUGAAAGCUCUUGUCAAGACUGUCCCUGUUUUCUUGGCUCUGAUACCUUACUGGACAGUGUAUUUCCAAAUGCAGACAACGUACGUUUUACAGAGUCUUCAUUUGAAGAUUCCAGAAAUUCCCAGUAUUGCAACCGCCCAUCAUACGUUUCCGGCGGCCUGGCUGACCAUGUUCGACGCCGUGCUCAUCCUGCUGUUGAUCCCCCUCAAAGACAAAGUGGUGGACCCCGUGCUGAGGCGGCACGGCCUGCUGCCCUCGUCCCUGAAGAGGAUCGCGGUCGGGAUGUUCUUUGUGAUGUGCUCGGCCUUCGCCGCAGGGAUUUUGGAAAGCAAAAGGCUGGACCUCGUUAAGGAGAAGACCAUCAACCAGACCAUCGGGAACGUGGUUUACUAUGCGGCCGACCUGCCCAUCUGGUGGCAGCUCCCCCAGUACGUGCUGAUCGGCGUCAGCGAGAUAUUCGCCAGCAUCGCGGGCCUGGAGUUCGCGUACGCGGCCGCCCCCAGGGCCAUGCAGAGCGCCGUCAUGGGCUUGUUCUUCUUCUUCUCCGGCGUCGGCUCGUUCGUGGGCUCCGGGCUGCUGGCGCUCGUGUCCCUCAAGGCCAUCGGCUGGAUGAGCAGCCACACGGACUUCGGCAACAUCAACGGCUGCCACCUGAACUACUACUUCUUCCUGUUGGCCGCCGUUCAGGGAGCCACCCUCCUGCUCUUCCUCAUCGUCUCCGUGAAGUACGACCAGCAGCGGGCCAGAGCCGGCGGCACACCGGCCCCCAGGAGGGACUGA
Molecule: messenger RNA, 1338 nt
Organism: Vicugna pacos (alpaca)
Lineage: Eukaryota; Metazoa; Chordata; Mammalia; Artiodactyla; Camelidae
Source: RefSeq, a predicted model, not a curated record